Lucilia sericata (common green bottle fly) is the source of this 1253-nucleotide messenger RNA. RefSeq lists its product as uncharacterized. The record is from RefSeq and is a predicted model, not a curated record. Bases 42 to 1253 code for a protein of 403 amino acids. The transcript has 3 exons. Gene Ontology annotation, cellular component: membrane. NCBI's taxonomy places the organism in Eukaryota, Metazoa, Arthropoda, Insecta, Diptera, Calliphoridae.
AUCACUAAUGUCAAUUCAACAAAUCAAAAUAAAGUGCACAAAUGUUUGAAACAAUACCCAAAAUACGUAUAUUUAUAAAUUUUCUUCUAACUAUAGAAAUAUGUCUGGGUCUAGCGAUUAUAACGGUAACUUGGUUUUAUCAAAAACUAUUGGCUACAUUUCUAACGGAUUCGGAAGUUGUAAUAUUAACAUCAAAGUUCUUUAAUGCCUACAUUUUGGGCUUUCAAUUGUUUGCCUCAUUUUUGUGUGCCCUCUCGAUGUGGAGCAGUUUAUGGCCUCGUCGUUAUACGGAAAAUAUACAACUUUUAUUAAGUGUUUGGUUGGUUUAUUGUUUUCUAAUUGUGGCUUGUGGUGCUGCGACAAUUUGGUCACUGUUUGCCAGUACUGGUACUCUUUCGGAAGAAGCGGAAAUUAUAUUGCUGAAGGGUAUAGAUAAUUAUUAUUUAAAACCCGAGUGGAAAUUUCUUUGGGAUAAAUUGCAGUAUUCUAAGGAAUGUUGUGGUGUUUAUAACUAUACCGAUUGGAUGCAGGCCUCUUGGAUGUCGCAAAAUAUAAGGGAAUAUCGUGAGGCAAUGUUUGAUAUUAACAUCAUGCCGGAAUAUGCUAUGUGUACUACCACCGAAUGUUCUCCGUAUUACUUUGAUAAUGAUAACAGUGAUCAAUUUGGAAAUCAACCAGAAUUUCCAAAUAUCCCGCCCUCAUAUGGCUCUAGUGAUCAAAUGUAUGGGCAGCAAAUCUUGGCUCCCUAUGCUUGCUGUAAGCACAAUAGUUCAUCCUGUUAUGCCAACUAUAUGCCCCAUGUGAAAAGAUCUUCUAGUGAUAGUAAUCGUUUGCCACAUCUAAAUUUAACAGAUAUAAAUACAAAAGGUUGUUUUACGCUAUUCACUCGCCAAUUGUCAAAUAUUAUGGAUUUACUUUUCAUUCUCAUAUUGGUGGCAGUUCUUAUAGAUAUUUUAAUAUGUUGCCUCACAAAAUAUCUAAUGGCUACCAACUAUUUGAGAAGCUAUCGGGAGUUUAAUAACGAUUUAUGUAUGUUCGAUGAUGAGGGCAAUGCUUUGGUGGUUAUAAAAUGCCCCCCAAAAGUUAAGUGCAUAACAUUAGAGGAACCCAAUACCUUUUCAGGUUCAGAUAUUCCCAAUAUGGUGUCAAGUACGGAGGCGUGCCAAUGUUGUAGCAAUGGCCAGGAAAAUGUUGUGGAUCCGGAUGGUCGUUUAAAGCCCAAAAAGAAAAAUAACUCAUAUUUUGUACACUAG